Messenger RNA from Glarea lozoyensis ATCC 20868, 384 nucleotides. RefSeq lists its product as uncharacterized. The transcript has a single exon. The record is from RefSeq and is a predicted model, not a curated record. Bases 1 to 384 code for a protein of 127 amino acids. NCBI's taxonomy places the organism in Eukaryota, Fungi, Ascomycota, Leotiomycetes, Helotiales, Helotiaceae.
AUGCACUCCAGGGGCGAUAAAGUGCCAGGCGAAACGGACAAGGAACGGAAUGGCCGAAACCGUAAUCAGUUUACUGGAAAGCGCCCUAGAACUCCGUCCCCAAUUAAUCCUUUAGAAGGUACUAUUGGGUCAGCUUUUAAGCGACAAAAGAACGAGCAUAUCGACCACUUUAAGACUCCUACGAAGGCAAUUGUACAAGGGAUUGUAGCCUAUACCGAUAAGAGAGUACCUGACGAGGUACAAGAGACUCGAAAAGAUAUCUUUGACUUCUGCGGAGUCUCUAAACGCACAGGCUACCGAUAUAUCGAAGACCUACCUGACAUCGAGGCUACCUCAGCUCGCCGACUCGAGAAUGAUCCCACGAAGCCUAAGACUAGGGGCUAG